UGUGCUUCUAGAAAAUUCGGGUAAUGCCUACAAAGGGAAUAAUAUCAAGACUCUGUGAACUGUGUUGCAGAACCGGCGUUAAACUGCGAUCGACUGACUGAUUGUCAGAUUAAAGCAACGUGUUUUGUGCGAUCGAAAAAAGGGUUUUCUUUUAAAGAUUUUUGUCUUUUAUCACAGUUUUAAACUAUUAUGGCCGCGAUGUCUGUCAUAGGUAUUGAUUUUGGUAAUGAAUCUUGUUAUAUUGCUGUUGCAAAAGCAGGUGGCAUUGAGACAAUAACUAACGACUACAGUCUAAGGGGUACACCGUCAUGUGUGGCCUUUUCACCAAAGAACCGAAUAUUAGGUGUAGCUGCCAAAAACCAAAUGGUGACAAAUAUGAAAAAUACCGUAUUUGGAUUUAAAAAACUUUUAGGUAGAAAAUAUUCAGAUCCUCAUGUACAAAAAGAACUAAAACAUUUCCCAUUCAAGGUAGAACAGAGAGCUGAUGGUGGUAUUGGUAUUAGAGUCAACUAUCUAGGUGAAGAUAAUGUAUUUAGUCCUGAACAGAUUGCAGCAAUGCUGUUCACAAAGUUGAAAGAUAUAGCUGCAACUGCAUUACAAACUCAGGUUAAUGAUUGUGUGAUAUCAGUACCUAGUUACUUUACUAACGCAGAGAGGAAUGCUUUACUAGAUGCCGCAUCAAUUGCUGGUCUGAAUGUAUUGCGCCUUAUGAAUGAAACAACCGCAACUGCACUUGCCUAUGGUAUAUACAAGCAAGAUUUACCUGCACCAGAAGAGAAACCACGAAAUGUCGUUUUUGUUGAUUUCGGUCAUAGUUCCCUUCAGGUUUCUGCAUGUGCAUUUAAUAAAGGUAAAUUAAGGGUCCUGGCUACCUCAGCUGACCCCUUCUGUGGUGGAAGAGACAUUGAUAUGGCUUUAGCGGAAUAUUUUUGUCAAGAUUUUCAGACCAGAUUUAAACUUGAUGCAAGAAAAAAUCAGAGGGCUUUCCUCCGACUUUUGCAAGAAGUAGAAAAACUCAAAAAGCAGAUGUCCGCAAAUAGCACUCGGUUGCCCUUAAACAUUGAAUGCUUUAUGGAGGAACGUGAUGUUUCUGGAGAGAUGCAACGCUCUCAAAUGGAACAAAUAUGUACUGAGACAUUUAACAGAGUCGAAAGAACCCUACGGGGCUUAUUGCAUAAUGCCAAAUUGAGAGCUGAAGAUAUAAGUGCUGUAGAAAUUGUGGGAGGUUCAACUAGAGUGCCUGCAGUUAAAAACUUGAUUGAACAAGUAUUUGGCAAACAAGCAUCAACAACAUUAAACCAAGACGAGGCCGUAUCCCGUGGCUGUGCGCUGCAGUGUGCAAUGUUGAGCCCCGCAGUGCGCGUGCGUGAGUUCAAUAUAACCGACGUCCAGCCCUACGCUGUUCGCCUCGCUUGGGACGCCGCCAGGGGCGAGGAUGGUGAUAUGGAAGUCUUUCCAGCUUUCCAUGCUGCGCCAUUUUCCAAAAUGCUCACUUUUUACAGAAAAGAGCCGUUCUCAGUUAGCGCAUACUACUCUGAUCAAGUGCCCUACCCUGAUACUUUCAUUGGUCAGUGGAAUAUAAGGGAUGUGCAACCGACGGCUGAAGGAGAGUCACAAAAAGUUAAACUUAAAGUGCGAGUUAACAUUCACGGUAUAAUCACGGUUGCCUCUGCAUCUCUAGUGGAGAAAAAGCAGGAUUCUUCUCAAAAUGAAAAUGUUGAAAUGGAAAAUUCCAAUGACAACACCCAGGGUUCCCAAGACGCCCCAAUGGAGACAAACGGCGGCACCCAGGAACAACAGCAACAACAACAGAAUGGGCCCGAGAACCAAGAGGUGAGAGAGGACGAAAUGAAAGACGAGCCGCAACAAAAACAAUCGUGGACACAGAGAGUAGGACAGUGGUUCAGCGGGGAAAACAAUGAUGACAAAAAGGAUAAGUCUAAGGAUAAAUCCAAAAAGGUACUUGUGAAGACUGUUGAGUUGCCCAUUGAUGCAAGAACUCAUGGAUUUGCCCAGCAUGACCUGAACAGCUAUAUGGAGCAAGAGGGUAAAAUGCAAGCCCAAGAUCGUCAAGAAAAAGAGCGGGCGGAUGCACGUAACGCUCUCGAAGAGUAUGUGUACGAACUAAGAGGAAAGCUGUCGGAGGGCGAAGUGUUGCACGAUUUCAUCGCAGAGGACCAGCGUCAGAAACUUGUGAACCAGCUUGAUGCUCUGGAGCAAUGGCUAUACGACGAAGGAGAAGAUCAGAACAGACAAGUAUACAGCGACAAAUUGGGUGAGUUACGAACAGAAGGUGAACCCAUUAAGCAACGCCGCCUCGAGUUUGAACUUCGCCCGGGUGCCCUCGACGACUUUGCUCUUGCUAUCCAGUUGACUAACAAGGCGAUCGACCUGUACAGAUCUGGUGAUGCGAAGUACGCGCAUUUGUCUGAAGCCGACAUUCAGAAAGUCGCAGAGGCGUCAAAGAACGCUCUGUCAUGGCUGGAAAGUGCCCGGCAGACGCUCGCUCACGCGCCUCGACACUUGCCACCACCGCACACCACCCAUCAGAUACGUCAGGAGAGACAGAAUUUGGAAAACAUCGUGAAUCCUAUCCUAAACAAACCCAAACCUAAAGAGAAGACUCCACCACCGGCUAACCCUACCGCGGGUGACGGGCAACCGGCCGAUGCGCCUGCGCAGGAACAAAUGGACGUCGAAUGAUCCAACUGCUACACACACUCUCAAAUACACAGCUAAAACUGAAUAACAACUGCUUUGAAAAGAAGCCAUUCCAGAUCAAAUUCUAAAUAAUUUGUUGAUUAUUACCAUAGCUUAUUUGAAAAGUCGUUAUAGCUAGGUCAUUAUUUGAGCUAAAAAGCGGUGACUAUGUCAACCUGACUUCAAUUGCAUUUUUAUUGAAUCUCUUCAUAAUAAACAUUCUAAUUUUAUGUUACAGAGGAGAGAUGAGAAUGACAUUAAAUAUCGAUUAUAAUGCCUUUAUAUCUACAAAAAGUAUAGUCCUUGAUAAAUAUUAGCCUAAAUCAAAAAAUAAUGUAGAUACUAAAAAGCACACCUAAAGUUGUUAUUUAGUUGGAUGGACCUCUUAAUUAUCUCACCUAUACACACGUCUCAUGCAAUUUAUUAUAGUCAAUAUUUAUUUUUACUUAACAUGUGGCAAAUUGCAAUUAAUGUGAAUUUAAUUUUAAAAAUUUUGUUAUUUCUUGAAAACGAGUGUCUUAUAUUUUAUAAAAUAGUGCAUUUUUAUGUAAUACACUGGAUAGUAUUAAUUAUACAAAUUUCGUGGUUUAUGUAUGUUUAUUUUGUACCGUUGCUACAUGUUUUAAAUGUGAUAAAAUUGAAUAAAUUAUUUUGCUGAAUGUGUAAGCAAACAAUUAUAUGAAAUAUGAAAUGUUGCUUACUGCUUCAGUUUAUACUAUAGUAUAAUUUUUUCUGUUUUGGUCAUUAUUAGCUAAUAAUUAAAAUUAAUAUUAACUUA
Molecule: messenger RNA, 3478 nt
Organism: Melitaea cinxia (Glanville fritillary)
Lineage: Eukaryota; Metazoa; Arthropoda; Insecta; Lepidoptera; Nymphalidae
Gene: Hsc70Cb
Product: 97 kDa heat shock protein
Exons: 15
Coding region: 190-2703 (837 amino acids)
Biological process (GO): protein folding
Cellular component (GO): nucleus; cytosol
Molecular function (GO): ATP-dependent protein folding chaperone; ATP binding
Source: RefSeq, a predicted model, not a curated record